Molecule: messenger RNA, 672 nt
Organism: Acanthosepion pharaonis
Lineage: Eukaryota; Metazoa; Mollusca; Cephalopoda; Sepiida; Sepiidae
Source: the annotation of a GenBank genome assembly
AUGUUGUUUUAUUUCAUAGCCAAUCUCUUUCUUGAUCAUUUUGAGUCUUCUGCUUCAUGUCCCCUCCUUUCCUGUAACUUCCUCUUCUUUCUUUCUUUUUUCUUUAUUUCUCUCUUUCUUUCUUUCUUUUCUUUUCUUUUCUUUUCUUUCUUUCUUUCUUUCUUUCUUAUUUCCCGACUCAUUGUUGCUUCUUCUUUGUUGCUCGCAUUGUUGGUCUCAUUUAUUUAUUUUCUUUCUUUCUUUCUUUCUUUCUUUCUUUCUUUCUUUCUUUCUUUCUUUCUUUCUUUCUUCUUUUUUUCUUUCUUUCUUUCUUUCUUUCUUUCUUUCUUCUUUUUUUCUUUCUUUCUUUCUUCUUUUUUUUUUCUUUCUUUCUUUCUUUCUUUCUUUCUUUCUUUCUUUCUUUCUUUCUUUCCGUUCUACCAAUAUUAUCUUUUCGUAUCUUCGUUAGUGAUCCUCCCUUCUUCUGUGUUCGCCUCCUCUGUCAUGGGUCAGCUCUCUCUAACACCGUCAGCUGCAGGACCCAUUUAUCUCUGUCACCCUUUGCUGCCAGACCAUUCUCUGUCUCUCCCACCCAAAUUGUGCGCAGUCCUCACCACCCAAAUUCACCUCACUUCUCUGUCAGAAUUUUUCCUCACACCUAUUACCUCCUUUUACAUUUCUUGUCUUCCCUGA